Molecule: messenger RNA, 1938 nt
Organism: Aphis gossypii (cotton aphid)
Lineage: Eukaryota; Metazoa; Arthropoda; Insecta; Hemiptera; Aphididae
Exons: 2
Coding region: 451-1881 (476 amino acids)
Source: RefSeq, a predicted model, not a curated record
CUACCAAAAAGUCCGAGGUAAAAAAGUCCUAGGAAAAAAAGUCCGAGUAAAAAAGUCCGUGGUUAAAAAGUCCGGUACAUAUAAUUAGGUAAAAUAAAAAUACGAUGUGAUACACAAUCAAACUUCCAAUUAGUAUUAAUAUAAAUUGUAACUAAAUGAUUUACCUGACGCAAUUAAUAAAUAAUCUUUAGGUAGAUACCAAUAUCGGAAAUAUAAAGUAAAUCAAAUAGAUAUACUAUGUCUAUUGAUUUUAUCUUAAUUAUCUGGUGUGUCAAGUUUUACUCGUUACAUCCCGACAUCCGAUAUUGUUAGUAUAGAUAAAUAUAUCUAUAGUUGCUGGGUAUAUCCAACGUGUACAUACCUACCGUAUGAGUAACCGAACAGUUGUCAAUUUUGUCAGUUUAGUUCGAUAUUUUGUUGCGGUUGAUUAGUAAGUUGCUCUCGAAAAAAAUGUCAAAUAUAGUAAAAGUCAACGAAAAGGGUACCAAAAUAAUUGUGGGUGGUUACUCAUAUACCCUUCAACAUACUUUAAUCAAAACAAAACGGUGGAAAUGCAGUAACAAAACAAAGUAUAAUUGCCCGGGAACACUAUCUUCAUCGUGGGAGUUAACGAACCCUGUGCUUCAAAUUGAGCACAACCACGCAGGGAAUAAUCAAAUUGAAAUAAUUGAAAAUUUUAAAAAUGAAAUAAAAUCACGAUCGCGAAGAACUUGUGACAAACCGAGUCAGAUAUUUGCGGAAGCUGUAAGUCAAAUACCAGCCGAAGCUCUAUUGUUUUUACCAAAAGAAAGUGUUGUAAAACGAACAAUUAGAAAUCAAAGAACUAGCAAUAAUCCUGCAUUAAAUUGCAUAAAUGAUGUUAUGAUAGAAGAUGACUGGGCUUUAGUUAAUGGACAACGGUUUCUAUUGGCUGAUAAUAAAUCAACAAUUGGAGAAAGAAUUAUAUUGUUUGCAACAGAUGACAGCUUAAAAAUUUUGACAGAGGCCAAGACAUGGUAUUGCGAUGGUAAUUUUAACCUUAGCCCUAAAUAUUUUUUACAACUUUACGUUAUAAGAGUUCAAAAAAAUGAUUCGUAUAUAACUGCAGUAUACUGUUUUCUUGAAUGUAAGACAAUGUCUAUUUAUGAAGAAAUGUUCAAACUUAUUUUAACUAAAUGUGCAGAGUAUGAAUUAUUUCCCGAUCCAACCUUCUUAAAUGUUGAUUUUGAAAAAGCUGUAAUUUCUGCCGCUCAAACAAUUUUUGGUUCAAAUUUGACUAUUAGAGGUUGUUUUUAUCAUAUGUGCCAAAGUUCUUAUAGAAAAAUCCAAGAUUUAGGAUUAACUAAUAUGUAUAAAAAUAACGACGAAUUUAGUCAUUUUUGUGGAAUGUUGGACGGCCUUGCAUUUCUUCCUCUUGAACGUGUUUUUGAAGGAAUGGCUUACCUUAAAACAAUUGCUUCCCCUGAAGGAGAAGAUCUUUUAAAUUAUUUUGAUGCAACCUACGUAAAUGGACCACUUAGAAAAGUAGGGGUUGGUACCAAAUUUAAAUUUAAAAAAAUAAGUCCACUUUUUCCUCCAAAUACUUGGAAUGUACAUAACACAACAAUUAAUGGUGACCACCGAACAAAUAAUAUAUGUGAAUCGUGGAAUAAUAGAUUUACUCAUUUAGUUGGCCACAGUCAUCCAACUAUUUGGACACUCAUCCACAAAAUGAGGUUAGAAGUAGCGGCAGAUAGGGCGAAAUUAGUUAUCGACAGCAUGGGUGAUUUGGUAAAAAAAAAACAAAAUUUAACAUAUACCCGACUGGUUAAUUUAUGCCAAAGAAUAGCUAAUAAUUCAAUUACCAUAGAAGAAUUUUUAGAUAAGAUUGGUCAUAAUAUUAGAACAAGACCAAGAUCAUAAUAUUUUUUCUUUUUUAAAUAUGUUAUUUUUAAUAUUUUUAUAUACAUAUACAUUAUA